This is a messenger RNA of Clonostachys rhizophaga, 1005 nucleotides long. NCBI's taxonomy places the organism in Eukaryota, Fungi, Ascomycota, Sordariomycetes, Hypocreales, Bionectriaceae. The record is from the annotation of a GenBank genome assembly.
AUGCUCCGAAAGCUCGGUUCUCUCCUCUUUAUGGGGUAUUUGUCUCUGGCGGCUGCCCAAAAUACCAAUUCAACCGGUCCUCUGAACGAAACCCAAAUCCAACAAGAGCUACUGAACAUAGCCACCACAUUUCGACAAUGGCCCGAGGCGCCCCUCUUCCACUGGCCCGAAGAAGAAGGCUUGCAAUACGAGAGCGUUACAUUCCAAUCGGAGGAUGGGGUCCCUCUGGAGGGUUGGUUCUUCCCACGCGAGGGAUCGGACAAGAUUCUCCUGAUGAAUCAUCCUCGACUGUUCAACCGUGCAGGCUUACCUUCACACCUGGAGCCAUGGGCGACUUUGGCGGCUCCGUCUGGCAACAACAUUGACGUCAACUUCAUCCCCGACUACAAAAUCCUUCAUGAUGCUGGAUAUAACAUCCUCACCCAUGACUUCCGCAACCACGGUCUCAGUGGACGAGCCAACGGCGUGCUCUACUCCGGAGGACGCUACGAGUCCCGAGAUGUUAUCGGAGCAAUUCGCUAUAUUCGUAGCCGCCCAGACACUCAAAACAUGACACUCGGCUUGUUCCCCCGCUGCAUGGGCGGCAACGCCGUCUUCCACGCCAUGUCGAGACUGCCCCAAGAGUUCGAGGGUAUCCGUGUCAUUGUCACGCCUCAGCCCAUCUCAGCCAACAUGUCCACCCGCGUGGAUCUGGCCAACCGUGGAAUCCCGGCCAGCUACAUCAAGGACUUGGACGACAUGGUCUUCUGGCGCACAAGCCUCCACCUCGACCAGUACUCUCCCAUCCCCGCCGCCAGAAGCGUCACGAUCCCAACAUUCAUCUACCAGGUCCGCAAUGACCUUCAGACACGGCCAGAGGACGUCCAAGCCAUCUUUGAUGCCAUCCCCAUUCCAGAGAAGAAGCUUGUGUGGAUCGAGAACACCACUCGUCGCUGGGACGGCUACCUCUACUUCCAGCGGCAGCCGCAGGAAAUGCUCGAGUGGCUGGAGAGGUACAUGAACUAA